ACCAACGCGAACUCGAAGAAAGCGCACAGAGAAGGUCCGUUUUGUGGUCCGUUGGGGAACUUUCUUGCAACAGUUCAACAGUGACCGCGGUUCGAGUAAGACGUUCUGUUGUUUACAGCUGAAGUUUUUUUCUCCCAAGUCAGUCAGUCGACUUCAAGUCAUCCCCCCGAAGGAACAGUGUUGCGCGGUGCUACGACGACGCAGGAGAAACGGGACGAGUCUAACGGGAGCCUUUCUCUUGUGGCCUUCGCCGCCCCUCGUCGGAACCGGAUAUCGCGACUCAGCAGCGCAAGUGACAAGUGAGAGUGGCAACAAAACCGCCUCCGAGUAGAUUAUUAUUACUUUGCGCUGGCUAUCGGGUUGUGCUGAAAGUGUUUGCUCAGUCGGGAAAGUGACAAAGUUAUUUUGCCUUCCGAGAGGAAAGGAAAGCAAAAAAAAACGGCGCCGUGUUUGCUCGGUGCACGACGGUCAAUCUAGUGGUGAAAUUAGAAGAAGCUGAGCGUUUUUUUUUUCUCGAAAGAGAAUGGAAAUUCAGUGAAAACACAUUUCUUUUGGGCGCUGGCAUCACGGAAAAGAAUGUAAAAGUUCCAAGCGAAAAACAAAUUGAAAAAAAACCGAAACGCGGUGUAAUUUUGUGGACAAGUGACAUCGACUGGCGUGGAAGCGACGAACCGACCGACCGACCGCGUGAACCUCGAAAAGACAAAAAAAAAGACGAAGGAAGAAAAGCUCAAAGACGUUCCAAGGUGGAUUAAUCGACGGCCAUGACGCGUCGAAAGUAUGCCUGUCAGCAGCUGCUACUGCUGAUGCUACUGGUGCUGACGGGAAUCGUGACCCACGCACAGGAUGCCGAGGAAGAACAACCGACAGCAUCCCCACAGGUGUCGCCCGACGGUGGAGGAAGCUGCAAAUUUCCGGGCGCUCCCGCCCACAGUACGGUCCAGUUCACGGACGAUGCGCUCCCGAACGGGGCCGUGGCGUCCUACUCCUGCGAGCGGGGCUUCGAGCUGCUCGGACCGUCACGGCGAGUGUGCGACAACGGCCAGUGGAUCCCCGAGGGGAUACCCUUCUGUGUGCUCAACGUAGCCGCCGGGAAGGCUCCGAUGCAGAUUUCGACGGACGCAUCCGGAAUACCGCAGAAAGCCAUCGACGGAUCGACGUCGGCGUUCUUCUCACCGGAAACCUGCUCCCUGACGAAACCGGAACGGGUCCCGUGGUGGUACGUCAACCUGCUGGAACCGUACAUGGUGCAACUGGUGCGGCUAGAUUUUGGAAAGUCCUGCUGUGGCAAUGGAAAACCGGCCACGAUUGUGGUUCGCGUCGGAAACAACCGACCCGAUCUGGGAACCAAUCCAAUCUGCAACCGCUUCACCGGUUCCCUGGAGGAAGGUCAACCCCUGUUCCUGCCGUGUAAUCCACCGAUGCCGGGUGCAUUCGUGUCGGUUCACCUGGAAACGAACGUCCCCAGUCAGCUGUCGAUCUGUGAGGCCUUCGUUUAUACCGAUCAGGCUCUACCGAUCGAGCGAUGUCCAGCCUUCCGGGAUAUGCCACCGGGAGCGUCGGCUUCCUACAACGGCAAGUGCUACAUCUUCUACAACCGGCAACCGGCUUCGCUGCGGGAUGCUCUGGCCUUCUGCCGUUCCCGGGGUGGAACGUUGAUCAACGAAAGUAAUCCGGCACUGCAGGGUUUCAUCAGCUGGGAACUGUGGCGAAGACACCGCAGCGAUACCUCGUCCCAGUACUGGAUGGGGGCGGUUCGCGACACCCAAGACCGAAACACCUGGAAGUGGAUCGGCGGCGACGAGGUGUCGGUAUCGUUCUGGAAUCUUCCCGGCGGUGACGAGGACUGUGCCCGGUACGACGGAUCCAAGGGAUGGCUGUGGAGUGACACCAACUGUAACACACAGCUGAACUUUAUCUGCCAGCAUCAACCUAAGGCGUGCGGUCGCCCAGAACAACCACCGAACUCGACGAUGGUGGCACCGAAGGGAUUCGACGUUGGUGCAUUCGUAGAAUACAGCUGCGACGAAGGUCAUCUGCUGGUUGGACCAUCGCAGAGAACUUGUCUGGAAACUGGUUUCUACAAUGAAUUUCCUCCGGUUUGCAAAUAUAUUGAAUGUGGACUACCGGCCUCGAUACCGCACGGAGGUUAUGACCUUAUCAAUGGUACCGUUGGAUAUCUUAGCUCUGUUCACUACAAGUGUAACGAAGGCUAUGAAAUGAUUGGCAGGGCGCUACUGACCUGCGAUAUUGAUGAACGCUGGAACGGACCACCGCCGCGGUGCGAAUUGAUUGAAUGCGAACCCUUGCCGACACUGUUCCCGAACGGUGUGGUCAUAACUCCGAACGCUACCGUAUUUGGAUCCCGUGCCGAGAUCGUGUGCAAUCGUGGUUUCAUUCCGGAAAGUCCGGACACCGAAAUCUUCUGUACUUCCACCGGACAGUGGAGUAAUUUGUUCCCGAAAUGCGUUGAAGAUCCCACCAGUAGAAUUCCGUCUACGACGGCCGCUCCGGCGACGACUCGUCCACCACCGCCGGUUGUGAUCCUGUCGACCACUGCGGUUCCGGCAACGCAGUACACACAGAAGCGGCCACAAUCACGCAAACCGACCAGACCAGUGACUCGAUUUACGACCAGCAGUUCAACGACUCAGACACCACUGUUCAGCAUUGAGAUCGACGACGGUAACGAUAGCGAUGGUUUAGACGGAUUCUACAUCGGUACUAACGAGGAUUACUCUCUCCCACCUCUAGAAGUCCGCCCGGGAAUCGUGCGGGAAGAAAGCCCGUCACGGAAACCGUACCGUCCGGGGCAAAAUCAGAACAACAUACCAAAGAAUCCAAGCGUGCAGCACGUACCUCCAAUACGGGUGAAACCGUCAUACUACGAACCGUCAACCACAACCACAACAACUACCACUACACAAACACCACCACCACAGACACGACCAACCACGACCAGUACACGGCAACAUACAACCACGUCACGCAAUCCGCAGGACAUUAUUCUGUCCCAGCACCCGCAGGACAACGAAAUCGCUGGAUCGGUCAACAUCCGGCAAGAUCAGUCUCCGAAGGUGAACGUACCGUUCGCCGUAGAUAACUCGGACGGCGAGAGUACCGGCGGUACCUACGGUGGCAUCGGGGGCAACUCAAAUCUGGGCGCUGGUUCCGGCGAUCGUAAAGAGGCCAAAAAUGCCCGACUCAAUCUCGGAGCCAUAGUCGCGCUCGGAGCCUUCGGUGGCUUCGUCUUCCUAGCUGCCGUCAUUACCACUAUUGUGAUCGUAGUGCGAAGAAACCAACAGGGUAACCAGCACUACCGGCACCGGGCCUCGCCGGACUGCAACACGGUCGCCUCGUUCUCCAGCUCCAGCUCCGAGUCGCGCAACGGGCUGAACCGGUACUACCGGCAAGCCUGGGAGAACCUGCACGAGUCCGCCUCCAAGGGUCACAACAGCAACAGUUCACACCACAGUGCACUGAAGCGCAAGGAAACGAUGGAUGCACCGCCACCGAGCCGAUCCCGUUCCCGGGAGAAUCUGGGCGGAAGCCGCUCGCGGGAUCUCGAUAGAUUUUUCAUCGACAGAUCCCGGGAGAACCUGUCAUCGAACCGCAACCGGGACUACCCCCGCGACAGUAUGGCCGUCCGGGACGGGUCCGAGAUGGUCGUGUCGGACGUGUGCGUCAAGGGCGAAAAGAAACGGCACCACCAUCAUCAUCACAAAAGCAGCCACCGGGAGGGCGGUGGCCGGAACGGGCCAGCCGACGGUGACCGAAGCCGCAACAGCCACCGGGACAGCAGCAGUGAUUUCCGGGAACCGAACAUCAUGGGCAGCGGAAAUGGAAACGGGCGCCGCGGUGAUCACCGACACUAUUGACCCCGUCGAAUGGUAAUCACUAUCAGAAUAGAGGGACGGACCGGAAGCCAUCGGCUUCUGCUCGAUCCGUCCGGGGAGUGACCCAACCGAAAAUCUCCCGCCCCUUUUCGAUAACUCUGAGCUUAGUUCUUUCCUUUUCCUUCUCAAUUUAUAAAAUUUCCUUUUCCGCUUUUCCCCCUCUCAUUGUUGUAUGUAUUUAUUUAUCACCCACAACUUCACUAGAUUUUAAGCCCGUCAUUGAACUCAAUUCGAUCAAAAUCACAUUAGAAUUAGGGAAUCUGAUAGUCAAUAGGCGAAUCCUUUUUCUUGCUUUCUACCCAUCUCUGUGUGGCACUUUUCUUGACCUUCUUCCCCGAUCCUACCUGGACGAAAUUGUUUGGCUCGUAUUUUGAUUGUGAAUUACCAUCUUUUAGAGUCCUUCACUUCCGGGACCGGUCUUGACCGCGUCAAAGCCCGACACCGAAUCAGAAAAAGUAAACAUAAACAAAAAAACAAAAUGGCGUUUUGACACGGUCGACAUUGUUCCCAGUUUCGAAAUCGAUUUUCUUCAUUCUCGUUCUCUUUUUUUUCUAUUCUUCUCCGAAUACCUCCUUACUCGUUUAUAAGUUGUUAAUUUAUUACCGUUCGUUUCCUCGGAUUCCUUAUUAAAGAUACGAUUCUGUUGUUAGAACAUUAUUUUUUUCUGUUUGUUUGUUUUGUUAACAACCGCAAGGUUUCGCUUCUCUCAAAGAGUGUUGUGUGAAGAAAAAAAAGUAGAACCUCCUUCACCGUUCCAAGAAUCGCGCGCGGAAGCGAAUUCAGAAAAGAGAAAAUAAAAAAUCAAAAGGAGGAUAAAAACAACCUAGCCUUAAGAAAGACAAAGAUUGUGGGAAUGAAACUCCAACGAAAUAUACGAAAUCGUAGAUGCAAUAUACAGUUCUAGUGGACAGCAAUUAGGGAAAAGAAAAUUAAUAAAACGAAUUCAAUUUUUAAGAUAGUUACAAUUGAAAAUAAUAAGAAACGGGAAAAAACGGCAAAACAGCAGAACUGCGAGUGCGUUUGAAAGAGUAGUGCCAUCGGAGAAGGCAUCUUGUCGUCUCGCUCUGUUUCGGACUGUUUUGUGUUUCCGUGCCCUCACACUCACUGCUUGUUUGUUUAUGAGAAGAAGAAGAAAAAAACAGAAAUUGUUUAGCUUAUUGAAGCAGUGCUGCAAGGGGGGAAAAUUUUGCAUUUCAUUUUGACGUUUAUUAAUUAUGUAAUCGAAUACAGAAAAAAAAACGGCAGACGGUUUCCUGCCUUUCUGCCCGAAACCGGCAGAACGGGGGAAACUGCUGCUAGGCGCGCUCAAGUACGUUGUGAAUUUUUGAACAUAACCUUAGACCUAUUAUUUAGACACGAAUACCAUGGACAAUCAUCAAUCUACUAAAGUUAAUCGAUGUUAUGCAACUAACACUGGACGGUAGUGACGUUUUUGUUAGUGGUAAUUUAGCGUUACAAUGCGACACACAGCAACUAAAAGUUACUAAAGAUAAUUAGUGCGAAUCGAAUCGAUGGUGGUUUAAAUCUCCCCUAGAAUACCGGACACACGCAGGUGGAAAUUUGUCCGUUCGAUCGAGCUGAAUGCGAUAUUGUCGAAUAAAAACUGUAAAUAGUUAUCGUAUUUAAUAAAGAUUAAUAAAUAAAUAAAUAAAUUGA
Molecule: messenger RNA, 5552 nt
Organism: Malaya genurostris
Lineage: Eukaryota; Metazoa; Arthropoda; Insecta; Diptera; Culicidae
Exons: 8
Coding region: 765-3878 (1037 amino acids)
Source: RefSeq, a predicted model, not a curated record